ACCCCAGGCCCCAGCAUCGCCCUCAACGUCUCCCCCUCCUGCUCCCACCCCGGGCUCUGAAGCCAGGAAACCCAAGAGGAAAUGACUGAGCCCGUCUCGGUCCCCGCCCGCCAGCGCGCUCCCCUGGCCACACCCUCCGCCUGGACGCAGCCGCCGCCGCUGUCCUCUCCUCACGAGGCUGCAGGCUCGGGACCCCCGGCUCUGACGUGAGUGUCUCCUCCGACCCUCCUCUAUCCGCUCCCCUCUGCCCAGGCGCCGGGCUCAGAUGUCGCCCUCUGGUCGCCUGUGUCUCUUCAUCACCGUUGGCCUGAUUCUCCCCACCAGAGGACAGAUAUCAAAGGAGGCCAUAACUCCAGCAGAUCCAGCAACUGAAAUCAUUGAUGUCCUUACUCCAGCCCUAGAAGCAACACCGAAGCAGACAGAGACUCAGACCCAGCAAACGACAGAAACGGAGGUGCUUCUAACAACAGGUCAGGGGACAGACAAGCGUACCACGCAAGGCUCUACGCCCUCCAAGACGAAAUCCCCUGCCAAUCCUACUCACGGCUCCACGCCCUCCAAGACACAAUCCCCAAGCAGAGACGAGAGGAGGGACUCCAUCCUCAGACAGCCUGGUUCAAAGGAGGAUGACCCCUUCUUCUAUGACGAGGACACUCUCCGGAAACGGGGGCUGAUGGUGGCAGCAGUGUUGUUCAUCACAGGCAUCGUCAUCCUCACCAGUGGCAAGUGCAGACAGUUGCCCAGAUUGUGCUGGAAUCGUGACAGAUGAGUCCGUAGGAAGCAGGGGCUGACGACCUAAUGGGCACCCCGAGACUGAGCCCCCACUGGCUCGCUGUGACCUUGCAGGACCUACAACAAAGCCCAGCCUGAGAGAGAAGAGGUGGAUGGAGCCAGAGCCAGGACUGAUGGCCUGAGCCCCUGCUCUCCCAGCCUUGCCUGCUGAGGACUGCCUGCCCCCCGCCCCCCAUUUAUCCCCUGUGUUCAGACAGGAAGUAAAGCCCUGCGUUCUCUGUC
Cervus elaphus (red deer) is the source of this 1014-nucleotide messenger RNA. It is a transcript of the gene FXYD5, whose product is annotated as FXYD domain containing ion transport regulator 5. Gene Ontology annotation, biological process: regulation of sodium ion transmembrane transporter activity. NCBI's taxonomy places the organism in Eukaryota, Metazoa, Chordata, Mammalia, Artiodactyla, Cervidae. Gene Ontology annotation, cellular component: membrane. The record is from RefSeq and is a predicted model, not a curated record. Bases 266 to 769 code for a protein of 167 amino acids. The transcript has 8 exons. Gene Ontology annotation, molecular function: sodium channel regulator activity.